This is a messenger RNA of Frankliniella occidentalis (western flower thrips), 2919 nucleotides long. RefSeq names its product exonuclease 1 (gene tos). The transcript has 12 exons. Gene Ontology annotation, cellular component: nucleus. Bases 135 to 2549 code for a protein of 804 amino acids. Gene Ontology annotation, biological process: mismatch repair; DNA recombination. The record is from RefSeq and is a predicted model, not a curated record. Lineage: Eukaryota; Metazoa; Arthropoda; Insecta; Thysanoptera; Thripidae. Gene Ontology annotation, molecular function: metal ion binding; 5'-3' DNA exonuclease activity; DNA binding.
GCCCAGCAAACAGCAGCAAAGUAGCAAAUUGUCUGCUGCGUUGUUGGCGCCUGUUCCAGACGUACUAAACUUUAACCCAUGUCUUUGUAUAGUUUAUUUGAUUGUCUGUAGUUGUUGUUUUAUUUUUUUUAACAAUGGGAAUUACUGGCUUACUACCAUUUUUGGAGAAGAGUAAAGUUUCUCGACCGAUCAAUAUAAAGGAGUUGAAAGGAUGCACGGUCGCUGCAGAUGCAUAUUGCUGGCUCCACAAAGGUGCAUUUGCUUGUGCUGACAAGCUUGCUCGGGGAGAAGAGACAGAUAUGUAUGUCCAGUACUGCAUGAAGUACGUCAAUAUGCUUCUUGCAAAUGAAAUUAAGCCAAUCCUGGUUUUUGAUGGACGGCAUUUACCAGCCAAGGCUCAAACUGAGAAAAAGAGAAGAGCUAAGAGAGAGGAGAAUAGGAAACAAGCAGCAAAUCUUCUUCGACAGGGCCAUACAACUGAAGCUCUUUCCUUCUUAAGACGUUGUAUUGAUGUGACACACAAAAUGGCCUUAACUCUCAUGCAAGAAUGCAGGAGAAGAAACAUUGACUGCAUUGUUGCACCCUAUGAGGCUGAUGCGCAGCUUGCUUUUUUCAGUCUGGAAGGUAUUGUGGACGUUGUCAUAACUGAGGAUUCAGAUCUCCUUUUAUUUGGCUGUAAGAAGGUACUGUUUAAAUUGGACCUUGCUGGUAAUGGCAUAUUGGUGGACCACGAACGUUUGUACAUGUCCAUGGGAACACGUCCUGAAACUUAUUCCUUUGAUAAAUUCCGAUAUAUGUGUAUACUGUCAGGUUGUGACUACUUGGACUCACUGCCAGGUAUUGGCCUGGGCAAGGCUUGCAAGUUCAUAUCUCGCACUCAAGAUCCUGAUAUCCACAAGGCAUUAAGCAGAUUACCCUCACAGCUGAAUAUCAGAGGUCUUACUGUUUCAAUGGAUUAUAGAGAUGAGUUUAUGAAAGCACAUGCAAUGUUUAAGCACCAACUCGUUUUUGAUCCCAUUUCAAAGACAACCAAGCCUUUAACUCCUCAUGGAAAUGUCCAUCCAGCUUCACCUUUAGCUGCUGGCCCUCUACCUGGUUGUGUGCCAGAAUUUGAUGAAGAAACUAGUUACCAACUUGCUCUUGGUAAUCUUGAUCCUUUCAAACUGGAGAAAGUUGAUGAUUAUGAUCCAAGUUUACCAAGGAAUGAGAAGCAAGGUGUUAAAACAACUGGCUGGAAUCAAACUGCUGUGGCUCCUCACCCUAGUAUCUGGGAUCCCCAAUUUAUUGCAAAAAUGGCAUCAAUGUGUAAACCAAGAGUAGUGCCUUCAUUUAUGCCUAGUGAAGGGCGCCCCUCCACCAAAGGUAAAACUAAGGCUUUUGACACAAGUGAUAUCCUCAAAAAGAAUAAUAAACGUGCUCUGGAAGAAGAUGAUGAUUUUGUAUGUGUGAAAAGACCUUCCAUGGAUCCCACAGAUAGUAAAUUAACUGCUAUUUAUACCAGCCCAGUUUCUAAAAAGCCGCAAAAUGAUGAUGGACUGUCCCCAUUACAUGAGCUUGCAAAUGCUGAUCCACAAGAUUCACCGAUCUCACCUAUUCUCUCUGGAAAAAGGUCAUCAAGAAAUCCAUUUGCCAGAAGUUCUAGGAAAUCAAAUGAAUCAGAAAUUAUAAAAGAGGAAUCUUCUCUGAGUAGUCCUGCUACCUCUCUCCCUUCAAAAACACCUAGUAAAUUUGGUGCCCUAAGUAAAUUUGCCCGUGCUACACAAAGAACAUCAACAGAAGGAAAACCUAUUGUACAAAGCAGGUAUUUUGGAAGUAUCAAUGAAUGCUCCAGUGACGAUUCCAAAGAGCUUCACAAUUCGCCAUCACCAUCUUUACUGCGAGACGUCUCGAAUACAAUUGAAGAUAGUAAUGAGAAUGAAAAAGAAUUCAGUGUGCUACAGAUUUAUAAAAUGAGUCCUGAGAAGCAAUCUAAGACGCCUAUGAUUCAUAGGAAGCCUCUUUUUAGUUCACUCUCUAACUCUCCAAAAAAAGAAUGUGAAGAUGUUUUCAAGUGUGGAUCUGGUACAGCUGAUACCUUGAAGAGCAUGAAUGAUCGAUUCAAAAAAGAGAAUGCUGCUCCUCUUUUAAAAUCAUCUCCAACUAAAAACCCAUUCAAGAAAGAAACACCCCCAGAAAACAAUCUGAUCAAAGUAUCUCAAGAAAUUGAAGGCGCAAAAGUCAGUCAGAGGGCAAGACUGAACAACCCCUCUGAUGUAGAACAAGAUGGGGAAGAUGUAGAUGACCCUGGUUUUGAGUCAAGUACUAGUUUAACACCUUGUAGCCCAAAUGAAGUACCAUCCCAACCUGAUGAUGGGUUUGAAAGUCCCAGUAAGCUACUUCCACAUACCAUGACAUCACCUACCAAUUCAGUGAGCAGAAAACCUACUCCCAAAAUGAAUAAGCCGGCAUGUCGCACUCCUGGCCUAAAGAAACCACCACCAGCUGCUCAUGGUCAGAGCAUGCUCAGUGCCUUUGGUUUUGUUUCUAAACCAAAAAUUCAACGGACUUGAGCUGCUUUAAGUUACAUAAGAGCGAUUUUAGAUUAAUAAACCAAGUUUUAUAUUGUACUUAUUUUUGUAAUAUUUUUCAUAUUGCUUGUACCUAUUACACAUGGACUGAUAGGUUGAAUUAAUGAUAAAUUUAUUUUCAGGGACAAGACCAAUUUAAGUUUGAUUGAUGCAUCUUUAUGUUUUGUAUGAUUUCUUAAUAGUUUUGUUUUUAUUUUGUAUCUUAGUGUUUAAGUUACUGACUGGUGGAAAGUUUUCCUCUUCUUGUUUCUACAUUCUUUGUUCGCCCUGUAGCUUUUGUCUGUAAAUUUUAGCUAUUUUCACAAAUGUCUGUGAUGUUAUGAUCAAGUUUAAAUAAAUGACUAAUUAUUAA